Molecule: messenger RNA, 1158 nt
Organism: Protopterus annectens (West African lungfish)
Lineage: Eukaryota; Metazoa; Chordata; Ceratodontiformes; Protopteridae
Product: doublecortin domain-containing protein 1-like
Exons: 7
Coding region: 1-1158 (385 amino acids)
Biological process (GO): regulation of mitotic cytokinesis; intracellular signal transduction
Molecular function (GO): microtubule binding
Source: RefSeq, a predicted model, not a curated record
AUGCCUAUAAUCAGCAUGAUUGUGUUUGUUUUUAGUAGUUUUAGUUAUGAUUUUAGCUACGUAAUUGAAUCUGAAUGUGAAAUCUGGUGCACACCACAGAGUGAGCUAAGAGAGGUAGACUGUACCUUGAAGAUAAUGGAAAAGAAGAAGAGACCCGCAAGUGCCAGUACAAAUAGCAGUAGAACAUCUGCGAUGACAGGAGGCGGCAGAGCAUCCACUUCUUUAUCUCUGCGUUCACAGCACAGUAGCCUUGAAGAUAUCCUAGUGAAAGAAUAUAUGGACAAAAUCAGCAGGCCAUCUUCCUCAGCUUCUGUGUUGUCAAGAAAAUACAUUUCCCCUUAUGCAAAGACCACAUUGAUCAGUACAAAGGGAAAGAAACGCUCCAGACAGCCUCCUCUUGGCCUUCAUACUUGCCCGCAAUCUUCAGUGGUAGUGGGAAGAUCACGACCUCACGAUUGCUCCAGGCAUCAAACAAAAUCAGUUCAGAGUAGUGACGGAAGUUCAGACAGUGACAGCAGUAAAUCAAGUGGUACAAACAAUUCCAGCUUCAUACCACAUUCCAAGAGAAACAGACCUGUCAGUGCUCCAGCAGGUCAGCAAAGAUAUCAGCAGCUGUUUGCAACCUCAAAAUCUGUACUGUCUCAAAAAAGAUUUGAUUCACCCUCAGCUCUUCAGCAACAGCCCUGGACUAUCCGAGUAAGGGCUUAUAAGAAUGGGUCAAGCGAUGUGUCUGCUAAGGUGGUUGCCCCAAAUCUUGACAUGCUGCUGGAAGAAUGCACAGAAAAACUGAAGCUAAACACAGCAGCGCGGCGAGUGUUUCUAGUAAAUGGCACUGAAGCAUUAGAACCUAAAGACAUACCUCACGAUGCUGACGUUUAUAUUUCAACCGGAGAGCCUUUUAUAGAUCCAUUCAAAAAAAUGAAAGCCCAGCUGUCACUGGCUAAGGAAGUAAACUGGACAGUAAAUGGCAUAGUGUUUCCUACAUGUGGAAAACAUGGAAAAGCUAAGCCCAGCCAUACAGAACAUACAAGAAUGCUGAGUGAAAACUCUACUAUUCGAAUCCUAGUAUUUAGAAAUGGCACAGGUCAGAUUGGCUAUGAAGUCAUUGCAUCAGUCACUCAAAUGGAACAGGUAAAGUCAAAAUACAUAGUUAACUAA